UGUAUCGUGCGUUGACGUGAUUGAGAAAUAUCUAUACUUCUAUACCUAUAAUUAUGAAAGUUUUGGUUUUCUCUGUUUCUCUCUUUUACGAUUAUUUUAUCAUUAAUUUUGUCUUUCAGAUUUCUCAAGUAAGUUAAAACUGAGAGCACAGCCACAUAAUCAGGUCUUACCUAUUCUUUUAGUUGUUAUUUGUUGUGAAUGCUAGCAUUUUCCGUUCUUCCAGUUCUCACCAGUUCCAGUUUGCGAACAUACUGUAUACUCUAGAUAUUGUCACGAGUUUAGAGCUUUUCGACCCAGGAUUCAAUAAUCUGAUCUUUUGUGCUUUUAUGAUUUAUCGGAGGGUUCUGUAACAGGCGGAUUUAAUCAGAUCUUAGAGUUUAGACGUUCUGCGUCCUGCGAUCUGUGAUUCAGUUCGGUUUUUGGUGGAAUCGGUUCUGUCGGAGAAAAUUAUUUCUGUUAAACUUUGACCGUUUAUCUUGCGUUUGAGAAUAAGGCUGAAUCCUCGUUACUCCCCAUCUUGUGUUCCCGUGCAAAAUGCCAGCGAAUAUUGUGGACAAAAAUCCAAAAAGUCGAAAACGAACACUGAAAUACUAUUUUGGCAAGAUUUGGAGUAAAAAUCAGCAGGACAAUCGCUUGAAUUCCCAUGGUCAGUCAGGUCUCGGAAGCAGUCUGAACGCCGCGGCGGAAAACCUUGCAGACAAUGCUCUUCGAGACCGGUACGAAGAGAAGCUGGCACGCGAGCGAGUGCGCCAGAGCCUGGAAUGUCCUAUCUGCACGGACAUCUUCCUGGAUCCCGUGAAUCUUUCCUGUGGACACACGUUUUGUCUGCACUGUUUGGCCAAUGACUACGUACGACGCGAUAAAGCCAAUUUGGUCUGCUGUAUUUGUCGUGAUUCCUCCAGCAAGAAUGUUAUAAUUUCACGAACUUUGAGGGACGUUGUGGAAGGCGCGUUUCCGGAUGAGGAACGUCAUCGGCGGGAAACUCUAACCUUGUCCGAUCGGCAGGCCCUUACGAAGCUGAUGGCUGAUCAGAACAAAACACAAGAUACUUUGAAAAUGGAGCGCUUCUUCCUGCAGGCUCGCUACGGAUUGCUGGCUUGUGCUGUUUUUAUUUUGUGGUUUUUUUAUUGGGAUUAGGCGAUGCUAUAUUGGUGCUGGUCCACUUUGGAAAUGGGUCUGAAUUCCGGCUUUUUGCUCUGAUAUGAUUGUGAUAGUUGUCAAGUACGAUGGGACUGUGAAAUAUGUGUGUUUGGGAGUUAGAACACUGACAGUGUGGAAAUGCCAUGGAAUUGUACGAUUUUAUAAUGCUUUGUGUUAGUAAUAUGCAAUCACCGCUGUUGUUGAUUAGUGCUCUAGAUAAUAUUACAAUCGGAUCUGCAUUGAUUUUAAAUUAAUGCCGUUUUUGUCAAUGUUUCUUCUGGAGUAUAUGAAAAACAAAUGGAAUAACAUUGAAUUACUGGUUAUAACGCGUACUGUAUAUUAAA
This is a messenger RNA of Paramacrobiotus metropolitanus, 1484 nucleotides long. RefSeq names its product bifunctional apoptosis regulator-like. The coding region runs from base 535 to 1137 and encodes 200 amino acids. NCBI's taxonomy places the organism in Eukaryota, Metazoa, Tardigrada, Eutardigrada, Parachela, Macrobiotidae. The record is from RefSeq and is a predicted model, not a curated record. The transcript is spliced from 5 exons.